GGUGCCUUCUCCAGAAAUUAAGAUCGGACUGUCCUUUGGUUCAGUGUAUCACAAAUUAUGUGUCGAUGGACAUCAUGGCAAAUACUCUCCUUGCGAUCGGAGCGUCCCCUGCCAUGGUACACGCUGAAGAAGAAGUGGAAGAAUUUGUCACCUUGGCCUCUGCACUGCUGAUAAAUAUUGGAACUCUUUCUACACCUUGGAUCAGGUCAAUGCACAGGGCUGCAGCAAAAGCUCAGGAAUUGGGGAAGCCAUGGGUGUUAGACCCUGUGGGCGCAGGUGCCACCAGCUUACGGACAAACACUGCAACAGACUUGGUUGUUUCUUAUAAGCCCACUGUGAUACGAGGCAAUCCCUCUGAGAUAAUGGCUCUUGCCAAAAGUAUUUGCAAAGGACUUGAUCUUCAGCCGUCAGAUGGAGCUCAAAAAGGAGUUGACAGUUCUCAGAGUUCCGACCAUGCCCUUGGGCCUGCCAAGGCCUUGGCCAAGGAGUGCUGCUGUGUUGUUGUAGUGACAGGAGAACAUGACUUUGUGACAGAUGGCUCUAGUGUGAUCACUGUAUCAAAUGGUCAUCCAAUCCUUACAAAGAUAACUGCAGCUGGAUGCACUUUGACAGCUGUGCUGGCAGCAUUUGUUUCUCUGGGGGAUCCCACAGAUGUAACACAUGUGAUCAAAAGUUGUGCUUGUGCACUGAGUAUCUUUGGAAUUGCAGCAGAGCUAGCUGUUGAAGAUCCAAUAGCUAAGGGGCCCGGUAGUGUCAGAAUGCGUAUGCUAGAUACCUAUGGCAGAUUUAAUGCACAAACCUUGUUGGAAAGGGAAAAAAUUUCCUUUCCUUCCUAAAUUUCCUAAUUUCCUCUACACACCGCCAAGAUCAUAUUUGUAAAUUCUUGUCUACAGUGGCAGUGGCAGUGGAAGUCCUUGUAAAUUAGUUACAGGAAUUAAGUAAGGGAAAAGUGUCAAAAGAAUUUGAACAUCAGACUAAUUAAAAUUAGCCAAGAGCAUUUUGACCACCAGUUCUGAGCCAGUUACCCAUCAAUUGUAAUCUCUUCAAACAAAUAAGUUCACAAAUAGUUUAGUAUGUCUAUUGAGUUAACCUAGGAUAUUUGCAAAUUUAUUUUAAAUUAAUAUUUAAUAAUAUUUUACAUACCAUUUAGAAUAAGAAAAAUUGCCUCUGUACUUUAAAAUACUGACCCUGCUUACAUAAUUGGGAUACUUAACAAAAUGGACAUAUCUUAAUCUGCUAGUAUACCAUGCAUGACUUUAUUACUUACCUCAAUGCCUCACAAAUGUAAACUUUAUUUUAAUUCUGGUACAUGAUAUAUGCUGAAAUAACUUUUACAUUACAAAAUACAGUAGAGACUGGAUAACUUGAUCUGCCAUCGGAAACAAAGAACGGUUGAAAUCCCAUCUUGUUCGAGUUACUAAGAGGUUUGAGUUCACUGAGUUUGAAUUGGUGAGGUUCUCCUAUAUCAGGAUGACACAGUUUUCUC
Messenger RNA from Pocillopora damicornis (cauliflower coral), 1486 nucleotides. RefSeq lists its product as uncharacterized. The record is from RefSeq and is a predicted model, not a curated record. Gene Ontology annotation, biological process: thiamine biosynthetic process. Gene Ontology annotation, molecular function: ATP binding; magnesium ion binding; hydroxyethylthiazole kinase activity. Lineage: Eukaryota; Metazoa; Cnidaria; Anthozoa; Scleractinia; Pocilloporidae.